AUGCCACUGAAUCCUCAUGAGAUUAGUGAACUAAUUAAACAACGCAUUGCCAAGCUGGAUAUCCACAGUGAAUUUAGCCAUCAAGGUAAUAUUGUCUCUGUCUAUGACGGCAUUAUUCGCAUUUAUGGCCUCUCUGAGGUUAUGCAAGGGGAAGUGCUACAGCUACCCGGUGAGCGUUAUGCUUUGGCACUCAAUCUAGAACGAGACACGGUGGGUGCUGUUGUCAUGGGUCCUUACAGUGAUUUAACUGAGGGCAUGGCUGUCUAUAGUACUGGUCGAAUGCUAGAGGCCCUGGUAGGAGAAGGUCUACUGGGCAGAGUUCUCAAUGUUUUGGGACAACCGAUCGACGGUAAAGGGGAGCUCGAGCAUGAUGGAACUGCAGCGGUUGAAGUCAUAGCACCUGGCGUGAUUGAACGUCAAUCGGUAGAUAAACCCCUGCAAACCGGUUACAAAGCCAUCGAUGCCAUGGUUCCGAUUGGGCGUGGCCAACGGGAAUUGAUCAUCGGUGAUCGACAAACUGGUAAAACUGCUUUAGCGGUUGAUACCAUGAUUAAUCAGUGCCACUUUGGUGUUAAAUGUAUCUAUGUGGCCAUUGGCCAAAAAGCCUCUACCGUCUCUGAAGUGGUCCGGCAGUUAGAAGAGCAUGAUGCGUUAGCGCAUACUAUUGUUGUAGUCGCUUCCGCUGCCGAGUCAGCAGUAUUGCAAUAUUUAGCCCCCUAUGUCGGAUGUACAAUGGGCGAAUAUUUUCGGGAUCGCGGUGAAGAUGCAUUAAUCGUUUAUGACGACCUUUCCAAACAAUCGGUGGCUUACCGACAAAUCUCUUUGUUACUACGAUGCCCUCCUGGUCGUGAAGCUUUUCCUGGCGAUAUCUUUUAUAUUCAUUCACGGCUACUAGAGCGCGCGGCGCGAGUCAAUGCCGAUUAUGUCGAACGCUUUACUCAAGGGAAAGUCACCGGAAAAAGUGGUUCGCUCACGGCCUUACCGAUUAUUGAAACUCAAGCGGGGGACGUCUCAGCCUUUGUCCCUACUAAUGUCAUCUCGAUUACCGAUGGACAGAUAUUCUUAGAAAGUACGCUAUCUAACGCCGGAGUCCGUCCAGCCAUCAAUCCCGGUAUUUCAGUCUCUUGAGUGGGAGGCGCUGCACAAAGCAAACUCAUCCGCCAAUUAUCCAGCAGCGUACGCACUGCAUUGGCGCAAUAUCGAGAAUUAGCAGCCUUUUCUCAAUUUGCCUCCGAUCUAGAUGAAGUCACUCGUAAGCAAUUGGCUCACGGAGAGGUCACCGAGUUGCUUAAGCAGGCACGCUACCAACCGUUGUCCAUUGCCGAGCAAGCUUUACUGCUGUUUGCGGUAGCGCACAAUCACUUGGAUGAUAUUCCUGUAGAAACGAUCCAAAAUUUUGAACAUGAGCUGCUUAGCUAUGCGAAACGUGAAUAUUUGCAGUUUAUCAAUGAGCUUAACGCAUCGGGGAACUACGAUAAGCGCAUUGAAAAGUACUUAAAACAAAUUUUGGAUGCCUUUAAAGCGAAUCAUCCCGGAUCGGAAGCAUGA
This is a messenger RNA of Cryptotermes secundus, 1548 nucleotides long. Its product is annotated as ATP synthase subunit alpha-like. Gene Ontology annotation, biological process: proton motive force-driven ATP synthesis; proton transmembrane transport. The record is from RefSeq and is a predicted model, not a curated record. Lineage: Eukaryota; Metazoa; Arthropoda; Insecta; Blattodea; Kalotermitidae. The transcript has a single exon. Gene Ontology annotation, molecular function: ATP binding; proton-transporting ATP synthase activity, rotational mechanism; ADP binding.